Cloeon dipterum is the source of this 1934-nucleotide messenger RNA. RefSeq lists its product as uncharacterized. The coding region runs from base 217 to 1110 and encodes 297 amino acids. NCBI's taxonomy places the organism in Eukaryota, Metazoa, Arthropoda, Insecta, Ephemeroptera, Baetidae. The transcript has 9 exons. The record is from RefSeq and is a predicted model, not a curated record.
GAACGCCUCUGGAGAGGUAGUCCGCACGCCCCAAAUUUGAUCGAAUCAUUUUAAUUCACUGUUUGAAUCUUUUUGCAGAAACACCUUAUUGGAGCAGUCGCGGCCAGUUGAUAAGCCCGCGGUGAUAUCACCAAGAGAAUUACUUAAAGCUCAUCAACCUAAGUCGAAGGAGCAAGUUAGCCUGCAAGAAGCAAGAGGGAAGGACGCACACCAUCGAUGUCUAACGAUAUCAUGUCACCACACAUCAGGGUAGUGGCCCUUUUAGGCGGAACCUUGAGCACAUUUCAAGCAAUAUGUUGGGGAAUAAUGGCCCUUCUCGGAAUCAUCGGCCACGGCGUUUGUGACAUGUGGGACAAAUCUAGCACGUUCUUAGUUUCAAUGCAGGAAAUGUAUUUCAGAAGCGAAAUCGAAAGUUGCCAAAAUUUUACGAAUCCCAAUAAUCUAACGUGGCAUGGGAGCAUCAUGGCUCCGCAAUCAGUUCUCGCUUGGAUGAUCGUUUUCCUCAUCUUCAACUGCCUUUGGUUCUUCGCUUCAAUUCCGCUGAUCGCUGCUUGGAAGAACUCGAGACAGUCCUUCACUGGAAUUACAACUUCAAUCUGGUGUGUGGUGACAGUGAUGGUCCUUAUUGUCGAUUUGGUUGCAUGUGCCAUGUUUGGCUCAGACUAUGGGAAAAUAAUCACGACGUCAAAUCUUGCAAGCUUUCGAUAUUUGGCGCCACCUGCUGUCAUUAUGACGCUGGCGGCUCGAGGAUUUGUCCUUUGGUUCUUCAACCUGGGUGUGCUGGUGUACCUACUUUGUUCUCUUCCCGACAUUCGCAAGUACAAAAAGGCGCUAAAGGAUCAAAAGAGGCAGAUGUCUAUGGCCGAAAUGUACGGUCCACCCGCCCCUGGGCACGAGUCCUAUCAUAACAGCGGGUUUAUCGCAGACUACCAAAGGUCGAGCAUUUCCCCGCCCCGCGGCUUCAAUUCUUACCCAAGCGCGGGUCGCCUUCCUCGUCCUGACUACUCGCCCCCGCAAGAAAAGACUAACAGGUACUCGUCUGGAGUCAUGCCUCGGUCACUCUCCCCGGCCAAACAGCCCCGCAGAGGAAACUACAAAUCAGGUUUCUGAUCUUGCGGUGCUGCCUCACUGAGCUAUGAAAAGUAAUUACGCCGCUGCUUCUAACGACGCUUUUCAAUUUUUUAAUCACACCGCCACUUACAUCCACACGCGCACACUACUUUCUAUCGGGGAAAAACGCGGAGCGCCGCCAGCAGGUCCUUUGUCGAAAGUAGCCAUAUAUUUAUAAUUGAUUUAACAAAGUGACCGGUUGAGCGGAAUGAUGACCAACAGCAGAGCCACUUCCUGCAUCUUCAUUUUACAACUGCGCGAAAAAUUGCAACAGGUGCAUUGAAUGCUUCUUCUCAUGUUUCGUUCCAAGAGCAUCUCAUAACGGACUGCUUUCAUUUGAAACUAUUUUUCUGUGACACGAUUGUGCCAAUUAAAUGCUAGGUUAAGAUGAUGUGAGUGUGAGUGGCGCAUCACCGUUUUGACAUGAACUUUCUCGACAAGAUUUUCUAAGAAAAGGAAAUUAUCUGCGACAUUAAUUGAAGACUCCCUUCAAAUUACACUUGAACAGAAAACUUUGAUUGCGAAAACGAUUGGAAACUUCUUUUAAUGAAGGUUUCUCGGUAUAUUUGAACUGCGAGUUCUUUUGAGACAGCACGUUCAAUCAGUGUAACGGAAACUUGUGUGGGUGUGUUCUCGUGGCAUUAUGAGUGAUACUUUUUUACUGUCCUAACGUGGCAUUAUAAGAUUAGUUCUAAAAACAAACUAAUUUAGGCUAUUAAAAAUUAAAUUUAAAUCAAAUUUAUUUAAAAUAUUUUAUUAGAUCCACUUUGUUUAAAACGAGAAUGUGUGAAAAAUAUGCAAAACAAUAUAAUCAUUAUUGAAGA